AUGGCCAAAUUAACGGAAUCUGGGAAACAGGCCUUGGACAACCUUUUUGCUCGAGCGUCCCAGGAGAAGAAAAUUCCUGGUUUCGUCUUUGGAGCAUCUAAUUUAGAUGGGGAAAUAUACUUCAACGCCACGGGAUUCAAAGUAAUCGAUGAUCCAAAUAGCGGAGAGAUAACGCCAGAUAGCGUUUACUGGAUUUGCAGCCAAACCAAGUUUAUUGUACAUCUCGCAGCUCUCAGACUUAUCGAACAAGAAAAGCUAGGGAAAGAGACCCCAGUCUCGGAUUUCUUCCCGGAAUUUGCGACACCCGUCAUUUUGGAUGAUAUUCUGUCACCAUCCCCUUCUUUCAGGCCAGCGAGUAGCCCCAUCCUCGUAAAACAUUUGCUGAACUUCUCCAGUGGAUUAUUCUAUCCGCCAUUCCCUGACCCAACUAGAAACCUUCCACCUGCUUAUACGAAUAGCUACAAGGAUGCUGAGGAUCCAUUUGCAGAAUUCUUCAGGCUUUUGAAGGGAGACUACCCCGGAAUUCCCAUUAAAUUUGAGCCUGGAACUGACUUUGCAUACGGAUACAGCGCUGACGUUCUCGGCUUCAUCGUUGAAAAAAUUGUAGGAAAAACUAUGGAAGAGCACCUUCAAGAGACUAUCUUUGGACCUCUGGGAAUGGGCUCGUCGUUCUUUCGCACCCCCAAAAUCAUUGAGAAGGAAAUUACAAUGUCAUAUCGCGAGGCUGACGGAACUCUCGUGCCCUGGAAUAACCAACUUAAGCUUAUUGAGCGGGAUCCACAGAACGAUGGAAAAAUCUCUACAGGCAUCAUCAGUCAAGAAACUGCAAAAGAGCUCUUCGUACCUACUUUGACUGAAGCCGGUUCGAAGAGUCUGGAUCUCUUCACUAGAAUCUUUCCCGGAGGUCAAUGGAGUGUAGGACUUGCGGUCUGCUCUCUUGACUGGCCUAAGCGCCGUAAACGGGGUACAGCAUUCUGGUCAGGUUGGGCGGGAUCGUAUUUCUUCAUUGACCCGGAUACUGGCAUUUCAGUCGUUUUUGGAACACAACUUGCGCCGAGUCGCGAUCCGGAAGUUAUUAAGUUAUUUGGGCAGUUGGAGGAAACUCUCUAUGCUGGAUUGGAGGCAUGA
Psilocybe cubensis is the source of this 1128-nucleotide messenger RNA. RefSeq lists its product as uncharacterized. NCBI's taxonomy places the organism in Eukaryota, Fungi, Basidiomycota, Agaricomycetes, Agaricales, Agrocybaceae. Bases 1 to 1128 code for a protein of 375 amino acids. The record is from RefSeq and is a predicted model, not a curated record. The transcript is spliced from 8 exons.